CGUGGGGGUCAACGUACGACGGGUGACGUGUCCUGUCCUGAUAGAACCGUCUGGAAAGUUAACAACAUAUCUUGUUAUACACUAAAUGGCCUUCGGGAAAAACUAACUCCGGUUUACUCCACUAGCCUCUCUUCGCGGUUUGUCAAAGUUCCUUGUACUAUUUUGGCAGUGUUCAAUUAAAAUUCAACCCACUGACACUCCUUAUCAGGACCUUCUCUGCAUUUUUAGGAUACCGUUUUUCAGAUAAACCUCACUCUUACACCUUUAUGGUGGAUAGAUUAACCCCCAUGCUAAAUGGAAUCGACAUGUAACACCGCGGGUAACUAGAUGACGUAACGCGCAGCAGAACUUUAGUCAUUUCGUCUCAGGUCUCCCAGCGUGCGGUGGUCAGGACUCAGAGCAGGUUGUUGAUUUGCAGGACUUCUGGUCGAAACAGUGUUGACUGAUCAUGUCGAUAAAGAGCAAAGUGGGGACGGCGGCAGCCAUCAUGGCCAUGGUUUUUGUACUUGUCUACGCUGAAGAUGCACCCGCUGAAUUAGAUUUGGCCUCGACAGCAUGUGCCGAGGGUGAAGUACCUGACGGACUAGGACAUUGCGUUGCAUGUGAUACAUGCAGGUUGUAUCCGGACUCGCCAUACUGCACACUCUGCGGUAACCCAGGAAAAGUUACCAAGACGCCUGACCAAUGGAAGGUCGGAGUGGGUAUUGGGGUGCCUGCCCUGGUGAUUUUUGCCACGCUGGCGGUGCUGCUGUACAGGCUGUGGUACAAGAGGCGCCAGGAUGAGGAAAAGCAGAUGGGCCAAGGGAACCAAGGUGGCGCUGUGCAGAUGCCAGUUGCUCCCCAGAUCCAAGACAACCAAGUAAGAAUCCAACUAGACGGACAGGCCAGGAGGCCCCAAGGACCUCAAGUCACCAUCCGAGCCGAGCAGGAGACCGGUGAGGAAAGUGCUGGAUUCGAACCCUCGAUCCCAAUACAGGCGGAGGAUGCUGCUGCUGGAAAUUUCGCUGGAACAGCUCCACCGACAGGACAACAGCUACAACCUUCUGAUGAGGAGAUGCCCCUGAUCUCACACGAUGACAACGCUGCUACUGUACCCAAGUAGAUGGCAUUGAAGAAAGUGUGCAGAACCUAUUUCCAGGCAUAGCUGCAGGGAGGGAGAAGCUUGUAUUGUCCGUGACCAUACCAUUUUCUCCCCUCAGCCAUGCCUGUUCUAGUAGGGUCCUCACAGAGCCACCUAAAACACGAAGGGUGGACAAAGUGUCCUGGACACAAACACGGUCUCCACGAGUAAGAAUGCCCAGCUGGCAGAACAGAAGAACAAGUUCUCAGUUGAACAUGUCGUGGGGCCGUAAUAAGGUCAAACGCGAAGGUUGGCCAAGAUGGAAGGUCUAGAAGUCUGUCAUUUUGUGACAAGAAAGGCAACAUGGAAACAGUGAUUAAUCUUCAGUUGUUGGAAGCUAUUAGAACAGCCGUUACAAUUUUUCAUUUUAACACUGAGUCCGCAUGGUAGCAUGUUCUCAAAACUGACCAAAAUCGAUUUCUAAAGAGAACUAAAAGAAAUCAGGCAAGAGCAAUAGAACACAUGUCCAGAGUGUUCAAACUGUUUAUUAUCAGACCUACACAUUAGUUGAUCAGCUUGUUGCGUGUAUCCUCAAGCAAUAAGUCAACAAGGUGAUUCACUUGAGUCAAUAUUUGAAGUAAAAAAAACAAGACCUAUGAGUCACUGUCACAAAUGCUCUCUGUGCCCUUGAUGAUUUCAUGUCCAGCCAAUAGUCACAUUAUAUCUGUAAAAGUUGAAAUGCUGUGAAGUAAAGUUGGAACAACUCUUCUGCAUAUGUAUGGUACUCCUAUAUAAAUCGCUAUGUGCAAACACGCUGUAAA
Messenger RNA from Branchiostoma belcheri (Belcher's lancelet), 1881 nucleotides. RefSeq lists its product as uncharacterized. Lineage: Eukaryota; Metazoa; Chordata; Leptocardii; Amphioxiformes; Branchiostomatidae. The record is from RefSeq and is a predicted model, not a curated record. The coding region runs from base 449 to 1102 and encodes 217 amino acids. The transcript has 7 exons.